GACAAUGCGGGGGGAAGCUCCCGCACGUGAUACGGCUUAUCGUCCCUGUUGGCCCAGACUGUCGGACUGUUUGGGAACUGCUCCUUUUGAUUGCCUCUCGAUAUUUCCUCCGCGCCGGUGGAGUCUGGUCUUGAAUUACGACUGUUUUGUUUGGAGCGCAAUGACUCCAUGUGUGCUCCAGCGCCGGUCUUAAUACACCCUCCCCCCUGCGAGCCGAGCCAUGUACUGGCCUAAUGGAGUGCCCCGGGUCUAUGCGGUCAACGGCCCCAACAUUGCCCAUGUCUCGGAUGACGUGAAUCGCGAGGGUACCGGCAGUUCUUUGGCGGAACAUCGAAGCUCCUUAGAUUCUAAAGAGUCAAUAGAUGGCGUUCGCAACUCGGAGAAUCCAGAAGGCCAGGGUGUUGAUCUCAAUCCCGAAGGACCCCCAUCCGACGCGGAUGCUUCCCAAUGGGAGCAAGAAGCUAUCAGUGGGCUUUGUGUGUCCCGCUCGGGCCAUAUGUUUGCGACCAUAACUGACUCCUCCAUUUCAUUAUGGCAGACCAGGCCUACGGCAGUUGUAGCUGCGAUAGCUCGGUCUGCAUACUCGCUGACGACCUACGGGCCAAAUGUGGCAAUUCUUAUGCAUCCUGACUCGACAAUCCUCGUUGUGCAGACACUCAAUGGAUAUCUCCUCACAUAUUCGGUAGCUUCGGACCCUGCGACGCGAGUCUAUCAACAGAUGUUCGAUCACUCCACCCAUCCGCGCCGCCAGCAACUAGCACAUUUUUCGGCUGUCGAAGAGGCAAACGUGGUAGGAGAUAUAAACAUCAGGUUUCGGAUGGCUAUCAAGAUUGAGUCGGGAAUUGUCAAAGCGUUGGCACUGGAUCAGGAGCUCGUGGUUGCUACGGUCAAACCACCUGCUAUUCAGUGCAUCCGUUGGGCCCCGGAAGCCACUGGCACGCAGACCAAGUCUGAAAUGCUCAACCGGAUAUUGAAUGUUCCAAAAAAGGUCUCGAUUGUUGACAUGGUCUAUGACCGCGCCAUGAACCUUCUGAUUUGGCUCACCAGCAAUGGGCAAGCUUAUGCAGUUCAGCGGGUACCGGGGUCACAAGAGGAGUCCAAUGUGCCGAAGAAGCUGUUCCAUGGCCACUGCUUCCAUGACCCCAAAGCUGGGGGAGAAGAGGCUGUCAAAGUAGCAGUCAAUGCCCGGUUUUCCUUGCUGACAGUCAGCUGCGCAAAUGGCGAGGUCCUGGUUUACACCGCCAAAGACUAUACGGGGAACGUGCCCCUUUCUCAAAAGCUGGAUCUUCCCGCGUCUCCUUCAUCAACCGGAGCAUUGACAUUCAUGACUUAUUCUCCCGAUGGGUAUUGCCUUUUCGCCGGCUAUGAAAAUGGCUGGACAACAUGGAGUGUCUUCGGAAAGCCUGGCGGCAACAGCUUCUCCGUCGAUCCUACUUUGGCAACUUCCAACGGAGAGGAUUGGCUCACGGGCGUCUCAAAUGGCUGCUGGAUAGGUGGCGGGUCCGACAUUAUCCUGUCAGCGCAGAACGAUCGACGUCUUUGGAUACUAGAAAUAGCGCGCAGCGCCUUGACAGGAUGCUUCUCCGCCGCAAAUUUGGCUCGGGGAUUGCUUCAGACAGGGACAGAGUUCAUUCUAUACCGCGGACAUGACCUACCCGAUCUAAUGACCAUCUCCGGUAAGGACUCACUCUGGCACCAUGCCCAAUAUCCUCCUGCAUAUCUUCACUCGCAAUGGCCUAUUCGUUCCUGCGUGGUGUCUCAGGACGGAAGGUAUGUUGCAAUCGCGGGUCGACGUGGAUUAGCACAUUACAGUGUCAACAGUGGCCGAUGGAAAGUCUUCGAGGACUCUAAAGUGGAAAAUUCAUUUGCUGUACGAGGAGGCAUGUGUUGGUACGGACAUAUAUUGAUUGCAGCUGUCGAGAGCGAUGGCUCAUACGAGCUCCGUCUCUACUCUCGCGAGGAUACCCUAACCAACAACUCAAUUAUGCACAUCGAAUACCUCCCAUCGCCCGUGGUGUUCAUUGGCCCCUCCGGAGAGGACUCGCUCUUGGUCUACACCUAUGACAACAUCCUCUAUCACUAUAUCAUCAACUCCAUGCAGACACAGAUCACUCUGGUUCCAGUUGGACAAAUUGCCUUUAAUGGAAUUGUCAGAGCGCCAACUCGAGUUCGAGCAAUCAGCUGGGUCUUGCCUGAGGAUCAAAUGCGGAAUGGCGAUCCUUCUCAGGACGUCAAGGUAGCAUCCGUCCUCUUAUUAGUUGAUGGUAACCUAGUUCUCCUACAGCCCACAGUGACAGAAAGUGGCGAUCUCAAAUAUGACAUGCGGGUCAUCUCCCAUGAUGUGGAGUACUAUAUCUUGAUGCGUGACCAACUUUCCUUCAAUUUUUCGUCUCAGAUCGACGAGUCUCUACCGUCCAGCCCAUCUGCCGAGAUGGCUCUUGAGCCAUCUUACAACAGUCUGUCUCUUCGAGACUCAUUGUGGAUGUUCCGGGGUCAGAAUCUUCUGGCUUGGAAUGACGUUCAAGACAUUCUGCAGCAAGAGACCGUGCCUACACCGCUGAAUAUCCCAUUGGACUUUUAUCCUCUGUCAGUGAUCCUGAAUAAGGGCGUGGUGCUCGGAGUGGAGUCCGAAAUGACACAACGCCGAGACGUCACCUUCACCAGCCUAAAGUUCGCCAUUCGAACACACCUUUUCCUCCCAUACUUCUUACAGUACUGUCUCGUCCAUCUUGGAACCCCGGCUGCGCUCUCUCUAGGCCGACACUUCUCUCACUUAUCAUACUUCGCCCACGGUCUCGAAAUCUUACUCCACCACGUCCUAGACGAUGAAGUAGAUAACGAAAGCCGUGCUAGCAAGGCCGAUCGCCCGAUCGUCCGCCAAGAACCCCUCCUUCCCACCGUCAUUGCCUUCCUCCAGGCAUCCCUCCCAACACGUGAUUAUCUCGACAUCGUUGUACAAUGUACACGCAAGACAGAACUCCGAUUCUGGCGCACCCUCUUCACAUACCUCCCGCCACCAAAAGAUCUAUUCGAGCAAGCCCUCAGGCUCGACUCACUCAAAACAGCCGUUGGUUACCUGCUCGUGCUCCAAGCAUUCGAGGAUGAAGAAGAACAUGGCCACGACGGACAUAUCGAAGAAUAUGUCGUUCGCCUUAUUGGCCUGGCAUCUCAAAAGGGGGACUGGGAGCUCUGCGGCGAGCUCGCCCGGUUCUUGAUCGCACUUGAUUCCUCGGGUGAAAUGUUGCGGCGCGCAAUUGGCCGCGUCGGCUUGCGUUCAAGCCCAAGGCCAUCGCCCAAUGGUGGCCAGCCGAGCUUAGGGUCAAGAGCUGCGUCAGCGGCUAGUGUAAGGGGCCUUGGGCUAAGUCUUCCAGUUCGCACACCGUCUUGGUCAUCUCUUUCUCCCACUGCGUCGCUUUCCCCGCGCCUGAACGGGCGUGACGGAGAGGUUUCCGAUGAAUACCCGCAUUCUGUGGAUAGUCGUGACGGCUCAUGAGUUAGUCAUAUGGUCUAGUCGAGCAUGUUAUCCAGACCCAUGUCUCCUGAAGAUUACUGUAUAUAUUGUUAAUCUAGCGCACUGUUCUUUCAUUCGCUCAGCUGCUAACCAUGAUGUAAUUGACAUUCAAACUCAAGACGAUAGCCCUAACAAGAAUUAAUAUGCGCCUUGCCUGAAGCACAAAGAUAACCUCACCCUUGAGCGACACA
Penicillium brasilianum is the source of this 3702-nucleotide messenger RNA. The record is from the annotation of a GenBank genome assembly. NCBI's taxonomy places the organism in Eukaryota, Fungi, Ascomycota, Eurotiomycetes, Eurotiales, Aspergillaceae.